Messenger RNA from Bombyx mandarina (wild silkworm), 3641 nucleotides. RefSeq lists its product as uncharacterized. NCBI's taxonomy places the organism in Eukaryota, Metazoa, Arthropoda, Insecta, Lepidoptera, Bombycidae. The record is from RefSeq and is a predicted model, not a curated record.
CAGUUGUCUUUUAACUACCUAGACGGGAGCGGCGAGCAAUGGCCGAUUGAAAGUCUCGCCACCGUUGAUAUCACUCGACGGCAUACGUGUUCCAUUAUUGUGUUCCAACAGGAAUUAAUUCUUCCCGUGUUUUAUUAUAUACAGUAAGAGUUAAAAAAUUUAAUACGUUGUGGUUUUAUGAAUAGUGUAACAGUUUAAUGUGUAGGUGUUCGUGAAUUCGUCGGACUCUAGUUUCGUAUGAAACCAUUGAACUACUAAUGACGUCGGCAACUAUGCGACCGAUCGCCGAUCGUGCAUCGAUAUCGAGCCGCAGAAGACUCGCUGAUUCCGAUACAGAAGUUCCACUACUUUAUUUAUCUACUUAGAUAAUCAGUUUUUUAGUGCUUUUACAAGGAAAAAAAUAUAUAUUUUGUAAUAUUCGUUUACAAGUGCUAUUUAUUAACACACAUUGUGAUGUGACAGUGCUUCGUGCAGUGCAAUAAAUUAAACCAGUUGAUUUGUGAGAUCCGGUUUCGAACGGUUCGAAGCGGUUUGGGCCGGUUUAUAUUUGGGCCCGAUGUUGGUGUCGUCAUGGCUUUCAUGAUGAAGAAGAAACGGUAUAAGUUUGAGGUACAGUGCUGUUUGGAGGAGUUGACUGAGGUGCCUUUCGUUUCUGCCGUUUUAUUUGCCAAAGUGAGGCUGCUCGACGGCGGGAAUUUCCAGGAGCAUUCCAGCAGAGAGGAGGUGCGCAACCACGCCGUCCGGUGGAACGCUCAGUUCACGUUCAUGUGCAAGAUGUGCGCCAACGCCAGCACCGGAGUCUUGGAGCCGGCGCUGCUCAGGGUCUCCGUCAGAAAAGAGUGCAAAGGAGGUAGAUCGUAUCAGAAGCUGGGCUUCUGCGACUUGAACUUGGCGGAGCUGGCGGGCGCCGGGGAGACGACGAGGCGGUGCCUGCUCGAGGGCUACGACAACAGGACGAGGCAGGACAACUCGGUGCUCAGGCUGAGGAUCAAAAUGAACAUGAUCUCGGGCGAUCCCUUGUUUAAAGUGCCAGAAAGGAAGCAGGAGGUGGCGGACAGCAAGGGCGGCGGCGACAGCGGGUCGGAGAGCGCGGCGGGCGGCGCCCCGGACGACGACUGCGCCUCCUCCACCGCCAGCUCGGGCUUCGGCUCGCUCACCAAGAAGAAGAACUUUGACGGUGGAGUCUCGCAGUCCCUAACGCUAGUACCCUCGUGUGAACUCCCCACGCCGGACUCUGACGAGUCACCUCUUGCCACCUCCAUACCUGACCAUCCUGCCUUAACGAUAAGCGCGUGCACGACGGUACCGGCGCCGUCCUCCUGCGCCUCCUGCCUCCAGCACCAGCACACGCACUCCAGGAACUCGUCCAACACCUCGGGGGACAUGAGCAGCAAGGCGUCAGGGUACGGCAGCUCGUCGGCCGCCUCCGCACACUCGCGGCAGAGCUCCGAGGGGGACUCCGCGGGGGACGCCAGGCCGCACCACAACAGUAUUCGGUUAGAGCGCACAACCACUACCACAACAACCCUGUACGUCCCCUCCCAGACUUGCAAGCACACGGGCAGGGCGCUCUCCAAGCUCUUGCUCGAGAAGACCGUCAUCAGCGAGACGUCGGACGUGUUCCUGACCCCCAACACGACCCUCACCGGCCCUCCCGAUGUGAUCCCCCGCCUCGCCUUGCAGUCCCCCUCCAGCGAGGAGUACAAGACUCCGGACUCGACUCUCAUAGAGAACGGACAUGAAAACUCGUUCGCGAUGCCGACCUACUUCGACAAGAAGAGGAAGGUGGCCGCGACCAUCAUCAGUGCCGCUGUCGAACCUCUCACCAACUUCCAGAUCUUCAAACAGAAAUCUCUGAACACGAUCCCGGCGCUGCUCGAGAAGAAUAAGAAAAACGAGGAGCUAUUCAACAAUUUCCCGUUCCUUACCCCCCUGGCGCACAGGAAGAACUCGCUCGUGUCCAACGCGAACCGACUGUCCGGCUGCAUAGAGGACGAGUUCUACUGCAUACCCUCCGAUCCGGAGGCGGACCCCGGCUCCGACAAAGUGGACAUCAGGAACAAGUUCAGAAGUCUCUCAAACCACGCCCUCAACGAAGAGGUGUUGACUUCCACGCCCAAAGCAGACGUGGUGGACGGAGUGAUGCACUGCCAGAGGAUGCCGUCCCUGCGACACAGCUACACCGGCGCCCUGAGGAACCCGUCGUCGGCGUCCGAGGGUGGGUCUCUGGAGCGCGGGGGCGCCGCCCUAGAGCGACGCAAGCGGGCCGCCGCGCUGCUCGCCAUGGCGCCGCCCGCCACCGACGACUCGCAGCACGUGGCCUCGUGUCGCGUCGAGAACACUCGCGUGAACCCGGACUCCCUGAUCGACGAGCUGCUAGCCGCCACCGACUUCCGAGGGGACCACGACGACGCCGCAGAGACGUCGGGCCUGCAGUUGUUCAUCGCACGCGACGGCACCGCCGAGCUGGGCACCCGCCAGCGCCAGCAGCAGCGCGCGCACUACCAGCGCGUCGUGCUGCAGCCCGCGGACCACAGGUAGCCAACGGUAUUUGAGGAGGGCGUCACCGAGGAAGGUCUCGUGACGCGGCGUGACGCGACGUGACGUGGCGUGACGUGACGCGACGUGACGCGCCCCCUCUGCGUGUGCCACCUGCUCGCGUGCGCUGCCGGCACCGAGUGAACACUUCCAUAUUUAAUUAUGCGACGAAAGCAACAAGAGACAUCAUUUUAUUGCAAUACAAUUUGUAAAAUAACAACAAUAAAAUAUGUUUCAAAUGUAUUAAUCUACUGCGGACUAUGUUUCAAUGUUUAGAUAUUGUUGUUCAUGCUCUGUGGCGGCGGUGCGGGCCCGGCCCACUUCGGCCGCGUUGUGCCGCGUAGUGCCGCGUACAGCGCGACGCGUGCUAAUUGUUAAUUUAAAUUAAACCAGUUAAAUAUUAUGCUUAUAUUAAUUUAUUGUGUAUAGUUGCGCGGCGGGCGCGGCGUGACGUCACGCGCGUGCCAUACAUGUUGUUUGUUUUCAUUUUGUAUCUAAGGGCGGGCGCACGUUGUGUCCCGCGCGGACGAGCCACCGCUGUCCCGUGUGUGCCACUGUGCCGACCGGGGGUUGCGAUUGUAAGGGGAGCCGCACGACGAUUUAAUGUUCCUAUGUAAUGACUAGCCACGGCGCUUCCUCCACUUAUCUAAGUUCGUGCUGUUCACCAAUACUUACCUCAGAUAUUGUUCAGAGGAAUCGAGUUAGAAGACAUUAUCGAGUAAUGUCCAUCUAAACAAUUUCGUCUGUACUACGUUCGACGUGACGGAGCAGUCGGUCCUGGGCGCUCCCCCCUCCCCACGAGGGGGCCGAGGGGCGGAGCGUCCCUGGUGCGGAUUGAGCUGUCAAAUAUUUAGUUGUGACAUCGUGGUGCGGCCCGCGGGCGCCGGCGCUGUUCCGGGUCGACACGUCGGUGUCAGCUGUGAUUCAAACGUUAUGAUUAGUGCUGUAUUGUGACUUUAUAUUGUAGGUUACGUUUUUGUAUUUUGUUAAACAUUACAUGGUCGUUGACCCGGAACAGCGCCGCGGUAAUGUAGCGGGGGGCGGGGGGACAUGUUGUCCGGAAGUCUGUACAGUAUUGAAUAAAGGACGCGUUUAGAAUUCGA